Nicrophorus vespilloides is the source of this 1382-nucleotide messenger RNA. RefSeq lists its product as uncharacterized. The coding region runs from base 29 to 628 and encodes 199 amino acids. The transcript has 2 exons. The record is from RefSeq and is a predicted model, not a curated record. NCBI's taxonomy places the organism in Eukaryota, Metazoa, Arthropoda, Insecta, Coleoptera, Silphidae.
ACUGAAAAUAGUUGUUUUUUUUUGCAGGAUGCAGUUGUUUUACUCGUUUUUAGCGAUGGUUGGUUUUCUGUCCGUCGGUGGAUCGUGCAUGUGCGAAUGCUCUGAUUUGUACGUUUCAUCGAAGGAUGGAAGUUCUUCAGAGUAUUGCGAGUUGAACGUGCAGCCGGUUCUGCCGUGCGGUUUUCCGGAAGUGCCGAAGUGUCAAUGUCCGGAAGGCCACGGAGCUGCCGGUUCGGCGUUCGAGAGGCGCUGCAGGCGCGGCGACGACGAUGAACAACCUUGCACGAACGCCGAUGACCUGGUGGAGUACGCCGUCCGUUUCGUCGAGCGGUUCGGAGAGUCGCGCAGCAAUUGGACUGCAGACAGCUGCGAAUGCUCUUCGAAAGCUAUGAAACCGAUGCGCGGGCCCCAGGAGUCCGUGGUCUGCGUCCAUCCGUUCGUCACGUAUCAAACGAUCCCGUGCGGUUCUUCGAAUCCUCCGAUUUGCAAUUGCACCGGAGCUUUCGCCGAGAUGGAGGAUUCGUCUAUGGGUUGUCUGGACGUCGUCUCCGGGGAGGUCACCAGGUGCGGAAAUCAGGCGGCGCUCGAGCUGUACGAGCGGCAGGUCAAGAAAGCCGAGCGGCGAUGAUGGAGAAAUAGAGAGAGAGACAAUGCAAAUUAAGUGGAGAUAAUGUUUAAUAACUGUAAUCCGUGUUUGUUCUUUGAUCGCCAACAACGAGCGCGCACGAAGUAGAUACGUUUCUCCUUCUGCUGCUGUUGCUGCUGCUGCAACCAACAAACAAUAUGACCUCCUGCAGAAGAACGACGACCGCGAAUCAACCAAGUUCAUUGCACACACACACACCUAACAAAAAACAAACACUUUUCACAUACACACUACAUCUUUAAACUUUGCGCUAGAAAAGAAUCUACACAUCAAAAUGAAAUGCACGUUGCUUAUCACUGCGGUCUUUACGCUGCUCGUCGGUGCUUCUUUGGCGAAGAAGUGCAGAUGCUGGAACGGGUACAAGGUGGAGGCCAUCCCCGAGGUGGAGGGUGCUUUUCAUUGUCGCAACGUUCGAGUGAUGCACACGAUGGCCUGUAACGUGCCGCAACCUCCACCGUGCAUCUGCAACGGUCACAGCGGUGUCCUCAUGGAUCGCACCGGGACCUGGUGCACCGUCUACGAGAACGGCGUCGAAAUCCGCCGAUGGAAGUGCGAGAACACCUUCGAUUGGGACCGUUUCAUCGACAAAUACAACCGUUACUACAAGAAGAACUGAAUCUCUCUCUCAUCAUCAUCUCCACGGUUACGGUUAUUUAUACUUUCAAGUCGACUCACAGAUGGCGUCUCAAAAUUUGUAUCUCUACACAAUGUAUUUAUUCUAUUUAUGUUUGCUUAU